UGUAUUCCUACACUAAUUGAUUCCUCUUUUUAUUCAUUUUUCUUAUAAAGAAUACUGUCGCUUUAUCAAGCCCACUGUUUGCGAAAUAAGGUAUUUUUAUAGCCAAGCCCUAGUUAGAUGCGAAGCCUGCUUCUCCAUGCAUGAGGGCUGUUCGAGAAAGCAAGCAAGCAAAGUGGGCGGAUAGUUGUCUUCAUCAUCUUCUUCGUCUUCCCUGACGUUAACAAGCUCCGACUCAGGUCUUUUGAGCAAGAGCAACGGCGGCCAUGGCGCCACAAUCUAUGACCUCAAUGCCUGCAGUUAUCUAGCCAUCAUCUAAAAGCGCCUCGCGCCUCUCCGAAGAAGAUCCGUUUAUUUGCUUCGUCGACAUUGGGUUUUGUGCCGACCUGUGUUCACUGUGGUCCACCAGCUGGAGAGCCGCCGUUUUCCUUUUCCUGGUGUCUUCAUCUCUUGCACAUCGCGGCCUUCUUCUUCUAGCCCGUUCGGAGCCUCAGUUUCUGGGACGAGCGAAGGAUUCGAGAGUUGGGUGUAGAGUGUUAGUGUGUGUAAAAGCUAGAGAGAGUUUCUCUGAGGUGUUCGUGUGUUUCUGUUUGGGCCGGAAGUUGUUUGGAGCUUGGAAGUUUCUGGGAGUGCGUUCAUUUCGUCCUGGGGUUGGUCAAGUGGUGGUUCAGUGGCACCCAAGAGCGGUGUCAUCUGGACGUAGCAGUACGUUUGAAGUUGGUGUAGGGAUUGUUGCUGUCAAUACACAGAGUGGUUGGCUGGCCUUUUCCUGUGCUAGUUCGAGGGUACGUGUGUUGGGGCUGUUGGUGAUGCUGUUGGGCACGCAGGUAGGAAGUGAUAGCGAGCUGCUCUUGAUGAGCUCGCGGGAGUGAAGGGCAUUUUGAGGGUGGUGAUUACCUGGUGAACAGUUGUCGGACGAAGGGCUGAAACAAUGGCAGCCCCAGCAGUAGUAGUAGCCGGACCGCCUCCUAUCAAGGAGUCUGAUUUGCAUCACCAUGCAAUGGAGCAGUUGCCUGGUCUGGCCUAUUGUAUCAACGACAAUCCGGAUUGGGGUACUGCAACUGUCCUAGGCUUCCAGCACUACCUGGUCAAUGUUGGUGUGGCGGUGCUGAUUCCACUUACAAUCAUCCGAGCCAUAGGUGGAGAAGCGCACGAUCUGGCUAGGGCUAUACAGUCUGUGCUGUUUGUGUCGGCGAUCAACACCCUUUUGCAGACCUUUUUUGGGGCAAGACUUCCAGUAGUAAUGGGGAAUUCGUUCUAUUUCUUGCCUAUGGUUCUGUCAAUUGUGACUAAACGUGGCAUCAUUGAUUAUCCGGAUCCCCAUGAGAGAUUCCUUCGGGGAAUGCGAGCGACGCAAGGGGCUUUCAUAGCAGGCUGUUUUCUCAACAUUAUUCUCGGAUUCAGCGGUCUGUGGGGCGUUCUCAUGAGGUACAUUAGCCCCAUUGUGAUUGCUCCAGUGACGACGCUAGUUGGACUUGGGAUUUUUGAACGCGGGUUUCCGGGGGUCGCUAAGUGUGUUGAAAUCGGCAUUCCUGCUCUCCUCAUCUUUCUCCUCUUAUCUCAGUACCUAAGACACAUCGAAGUGCGCGAACGUCACUUCUUCGAGCUCUUUCACGUCAUAUUCGGUGUGAUCAUCGUCUGGAUCUUUGCUGUGAUCCUGACAGUGGCGGGCGCUUACGACCACGCCAGUGAACUCGGCCAAAGGAACUGCAGGACUGAUCGUUCAGGCCUGGUGUCGGCUGCACCUUGGGUGAGGAUAUCGUAUCCGUUCCAGUGGGGGUCCCCCACGUUUGAUGCCGGUGAUGUUUUCGGCAUUAUGACGGCCGCAUUUGCAUCUCUUGUGGAGUCGACGGGUGGGUUCUACGCGGUGUCUCGACUCGCUGGAGCAACGCCACCUCCGCCGUAUGUGAUCAGCAGGGGAGUGGGAUGGCAGGGGAUUGGACUGCUGCUGAACGGGUUCUGGGGGACGUUCACGGGGACAACCGUGGCACCGGAGAACGUGGGGCUGGUGGGGUUGACGAGAGUUGGAAGCAGGAGGGUGGUGCAGAUUGCGGCAGUGUUCAUGCUUUUCUUUUCCAUCUUCGGGAAGUUUGGUGCAGUUGUAGCGUCGAUUCCUCAGCCAAUUGUGGCAGCUAUUCUGUGCCUGACGCUUGGGAUGGUCGUGGGGACUGGAAUCUCGCAGCUGCAGUUCGCGAACAUGAACAUGACGCGAAAUAUAUUUGUGGUGGGAUUCGCUCUAUUUAUGGGGCUGUCUGUGCCGCAGUACUUCAGAGAGUUCGAGUUGAGAGCUGGACAUGGCCCCGUGCACACGAAUGCUCGAUGGUUCAACGACAUCCUGAAUACAUUCUUCGGUGCGCCCGUGAUAGUGGCGUUCGUUGUGGGGACAGUGCUGGACAUCACUCUGACCCGGCACGUAUCGAAGAGGGACCGGGGUAUGCUGUGGACUCGCAAGUUCCGGCACUUCGGGCAUGAUCCUCGCAACUAUGAGUUCUACAGACUCCCUGCUGGUCUGCACAAGUUCUUCCCGCCCACUUAAAUGGUGCAUGCCCUUCAGUCGUUGAAGCGCUCGGAAUGGGUCAUUUCCUGCACAACUGCCGGAGUCAGCUGAUGUACAGUGCUCUUCAUAUGGUGUAGUGGGCUCCUUGUUCGGGAUCGUAAUUGUAAAUUUUCCUCCUGUUGGAGGGUGAUGUAGAAGAUUCAAGUAGCAGGACGUGGGUGUGGUGGUUUAGUGCGUAGCCUACAUAUAACUCUUGGGGACUGGCAAUGAAAUUGAGAAGAAUUUUUUGUAGGUGGAAUUGGAUAAUCUAGUUGCUGGCAGUGCCAAUUGUGUAUGAAAAUCGUGCAUAUGUACACUCACAAUUUGGGAUACAUCUUUUACACUCAUAAUUUGGGAUACAUCUUUUACACUCAUAAUUUGGGAUA
Messenger RNA from Physcomitrium patens, 2919 nucleotides. RefSeq names its product nucleobase-ascorbate transporter 2. Gene Ontology annotation, molecular function: transmembrane transporter activity. The record is from RefSeq and is a predicted model, not a curated record. Gene Ontology annotation, biological process: transmembrane transport. Gene Ontology annotation, cellular component: membrane. Lineage: Eukaryota; Viridiplantae; Streptophyta; Bryopsida; Funariales; Funariaceae.